Panicum virgatum (switchgrass) is the source of this 1932-nucleotide messenger RNA. Its product is annotated as putative methyltransferase C9orf114 homolog. NCBI's taxonomy places the organism in Eukaryota, Viridiplantae, Streptophyta, Magnoliopsida, Poales, Poaceae. The coding region runs from base 468 to 1556 and encodes 362 amino acids. The transcript is spliced from 12 exons. The record is from RefSeq and is a predicted model, not a curated record.
ACCCACCCGCCCGCCUAACCUAACGAGCGCAGCGCCGCCGCCCGUCGAUUUGCUUGCCCGAGCCAGGCUGCUCGUGCUCAUCUCCCGGCGGGCGGCGCACGGCGCGGCGUCCCAGGAUCACCCAGCCGCUCGGCGUCCAGGGCUCCAGGCGACCAGCGGCCAGCGUCUGGCGUCCUCCACAGCUCCACUCAGUGACCAUCUAGCACGGGCAUCGGCAGGCUAGCAACCAGCAUCGAAGGCAGCAAGCCCCAGGAAGCAAGGCUCAGGCUCAGGUUCAGUUCCUUCCAUUGAUGAAGAUAUAGAUAUGGUAAAUUGAUAGGCGAGAUCAACCGACUCGGCACUUGUUAGGUUUAGGUGCAUACAUGUCAAUUGACAUUCAGGAUCUCCAGACAGUUACUUUUUAGAAAAGUGUGUCCAAAAAAGUUAUUCCAAACAGGGCCUAUCCAUAUUCCACCCUGUCCGCCGCCAUGAACACUGCCGACAGUGUGGCAGCAGCUGCCGAGAAGGCACGGCGCAAGGACAAGAAACAGAAAAGGAAGAAGUGCAAGGAUGCCAUUGAGGACGGCGCUGCAACAGCUGAGGAAGGCACACCCCACGAGAAGAAGAAGCAGAAGCAGAGGAAGGAUGGAGGUGAGUGGGAGGAGAAGCCGGAGAGGCUGAAGCCGACUGUGAGCAUCGCUGUUGCCGGCUCCAUCAUCGACAAUGCCCAAUCCCUUGAGCUCGCCACCAUGCUGGCUGGCCAGAUCGCCCGCGCCGCAACCGUCUUCCGCAUAGAUGAGGUCGUUGUCUUUGACAGCACUCCGGCUUUAGAGAAUGGCGGCACGGGUGAUGGUGAAGAGAGCGGUGCAUGUUUCCUUGUUCGGAUAUUGGAGUAUCUGGAGACACCGCAGUACCUACGCCGGCGCCUUUUCCCGAUGCACAAGAACCUGAAGUUUGUGGGAUUGCUUCCACCACUCGAUGCGCCACACCAUGUGCGCAAGCACGAAUGGUCUGAGUUUCGUGAAGGUGUAACAUUGGAGGGUGAUCGCUCAAAGGGGACCCUUGUUGAUGUGGGCUUAAGCAAGAAUGUUUUAGUUGAGCAAAUACUAGAACCAGGGAAGAGAGUAACUGUAGCCAUGGGAUCCAAUCGUGACCUAACAACAGCUUGCGUAAGGAAAGUUGUUCCCCUCUCCACCCCCAGGGAAGAGAUGGGAUCUUAUUGGGGCUAUAAAGUGCGUUAUGCUUCAAGUUUAAGUGGUGUUUUCAAGAAUUCCCCGUACAAGGAAGAAUAUGACCAUAUCAUUGGCACUUCAGAGCAUGGACAAAUAAUUAAUUCUUCGGAGCUGACCUUACCUUCUUUUAGGCAUCUUCUGAUUGCAUUUGGUGGACUUGCUGGUUUGGAAGAAAGCAUUGAAGAAGAUACAAAUCUGAAAGGCAAACAUGCGAAUGAUGUAUUCACAUCUUAUUUGAAUACGUGCCCCAACCAAGGAAGCAGAACAAUAAGAACAGAGCCAACUUUUCCCAGGAGGCCCUUCUCAUUUCCCUCCAAUACUUCCAAGAUCCCAUCAGACGAGUAGAACAGCAAAUGUAGGUUGUGAUACAGACGCAUGCAAAUCUAUUCUUGUUCUUGGGCAACAAAAGUGAAGCUGCUUGCUAUAGAGCUCCAGCGGUGGCAUUGGAGUUUGCUCACAGAAAUUUUUGGCCUGUUGCCUAUGUGUCAGUGAAUUUUAGUCAAGAGGUCGCUGUUGUGAACAUCUUUGGGCACUUACUGAAGCGGUGAAAAUUUGUUGUGGAACUGAUUUCGCCGAAAGGGCUUCGGUGUUUGGUGCCCAUCUCAAUGUAUCCAGUGGUUGGCCACGGGACAUGAUCUGUAUCGUUGUUUUAUGACCAUACAGUAGCAAUGGACUGUUGUUAUGUCUUGGUAAAGAUAAAGAUUGACUUGUUUCCGUUUUC